Messenger RNA from Prunus dulcis (almond), 1431 nucleotides. RefSeq names its product probable disease resistance protein At4g19060. NCBI's taxonomy places the organism in Eukaryota, Viridiplantae, Streptophyta, Magnoliopsida, Rosales, Rosaceae. Bases 1 to 1431 code for a protein of 476 amino acids. The record is from RefSeq and is a predicted model, not a curated record. The transcript has 3 exons. Gene Ontology annotation, biological process: defense response to other organism. Gene Ontology annotation, molecular function: ATP hydrolysis activity; ADP binding.
AUGGCAAGGGAUGUUGCUCAAUUUCUCCAGAAAAAGUUCCUGGAAUCUCUUAAGGACACAGAGUCUGAAUUAUCAGAUGCUGUCAUUUCUUACUUGCGAGCAAUCAAAGAUAUUGUAAUAGAUAUAGAUACGCGAAGACUUACGGAAGAUUACUGCCGUAGCUUUAUCCAUGUGCUCCUGGACCUCACCGACGCAUUCACCAAGUGCCAGGUCUUCUCACAUGAGUGGAAGAAGCAUAGUCAUCACAAGACUCAUUUAAUCUUCAACCAUUUGAGUUUGACGAAGAUUUGUUUCGUGCGGAAGAUGAAGAAGCGGCUGGCUGCAAUAAAAUGCAAAUUCGAGGAUGAGUUUGUGAAAAAGGAAGAAAGAAUUUAUAACUUGAGGGAAUCAUCAAGUCGUCCUGAUCCUGAAGAGAAUUUAGAGAGCGAACUACCUGUAUUGGAGGGUGAAGUUGUGGGAUUUGAUGAGCAAUUACGGAUGAUUAGGAACUUUCUUUUAAAACCAUCGCCGUCGUCAGGUGCUGGAUUUAAGGCAAUUGGGAUACUGGGCAUUGCAGGCGCAGGCAAGACCACUCUGGUGCGCAAGUUUUUGAGUUGGUGGAUAGUGCGAGGUGAAUUUUCUCCUAUAAUUUGGUUAUGCUUGUCGACUAUAAUCAAAGAAAAUAAACAAGUAGAAGAAGAAAUUGAGGUCAGCAUUGUGAAAUGUAUGCUUAGUAAGUUGGACCACGAUGCCGUUGUCGAUGGAGAUGGCAUCAUCCAGGAGGAGGAGAAGACAGGAAGUAGUAAUAAUAAGUCUGGUCAUCUCCUUGCUGCGCUCUUGGAAAGGCUCAACCAACAUUUAUCAGGUAAAAGGUAUUUGAUUGUGUUGGAUGAUGUGUGGCACAUGAACGAUUUCUACUCGGAUUUAGGACAUGAGGAACAACUACUUCAGGUUCAGGAAGGUGAUAAGAAAGUUGGGGAUCGCUUGUCGCAUGGAUUGCCUAAGGGUGGUGGUGGUGCGGUCAUCGUCACUAGUAGGAUACCGGAAGUGGUUGAAGCUAUGGUGGUACCGGCGGAGGGGUCAGAUCAACAUUAUAACAGCUUGAUUAUUCGUCUUGAGCCUUUGGACAGACAAAGCUGCUGGGGUAUAUUUAAGGACACUGUUUUUGGUUAUCGUCCUGAUUUUGAAUAUCAACAACAUUUGGAAAAGGUUGAGAGUGAAAUUAAGGAUCUAUGUUAUGGUCUACCAUUGGCCGCUAGGACACUCGCAGAAAUAAUAAUGUCCCAACAUUUAGGGAGUACUUAUCCGCUCUACCGCAAACCUGAUUUGGAUGUUGAAUUUGAUUCCUUCGGUAUCCCAGUGUUGGUGUUUAUUGAUAUGCUCCAUAGACAAGAAAAAGAACUCUUCGGGAAAUUUUGCGACCUCCUUACUAAAAAGCAGAAAGAGAUGUAG